UCAUAAUUAAAUUGUAACGUUUUGCAAUUAUCCCCAAAACAAACAAACAAAAAAAAGAGAAAUUAAUAAAAAAAAACAUUUUUUUACAACAACAUAAUUUGUAACUUUUUUUUUGUAAAUAAAUUACGAAUUUGUAAACCAUUUAUUACACACGGUUCAAUCGAAAACAACAAUCAUCAUGCAACUAUAUUAUGUGAUAUUAUUAAAUAUUGUAUUAUCAUUAAAUUUAUCAUUAAUAUUGGCCAAUAAUAAAAGAGAUUAUUAUGAAAUAUUGGGUAUUAAACGUGAUGCUAGUGAACGUGAAAUUAAAAAAGCAUUUCGUAAUUUAGCUAUUAAAUAUCAUCCAGAUAAGAAUAAAGAUCCAGGUGCUGAAGAAAAAUUUCGUGAAAUAGCAACAGCAUAUGAUGUUUUGUCGGAUAAAGAAAAACGUAAACAAUAUGAUCAAUUUGGUGAAACCGAUAAUAUGGCAAAUAAAUUUACAAAUGCAAAUUUUCAGGAUAUUUUUGCUAAUUUUGAAGAUAUAUUUCAAAUGUUUAAUCAUCAUACCGGUGGUGGUAAUCAUCAUCAUCAUCAACAACAUCAACAUUUUUCAUUUAGUUUUGAUGAUUUAUUUGAUGAUAAUGAUGAUUUUGGUAAUAUAUUUGGCGGUGGUGGUCAUCAUCAUCAACAUGAUCAUGAUUCACAUUGGGCUAGUGGUGAUACAUUUUUUGGAAAUUUUUAUCAACAACCACAACAUCAUCAACAUCAACAACAAUAUCAUCAUUAUCAACAUGUAUCAUCAAGUAAUAAUGGACAACAACGUUGUCAAAAAGUUGUUAAACAAAUGGGUUCAACAAUUGUAUCAUAUACUGAAUGUCAUUGAUCAACAAAAUCAAUCAAUCAAUCCCAACAACAACAACAAUAAAAACAACGACCAACAAAAUUGCAUUACUCUGUAUUCUGGACUAGUCGUCUUUUUUGUUUUCUUGUUACCAAUUGAAGCCAAAUAAUUUAAUUUAAUUCAAUGUAUUUAUUAAUCCUGUUUGUUUGUUUGUUUGUUUGUU
This is a messenger RNA of Dermatophagoides pteronyssinus (European house dust mite), 1043 nucleotides long. RefSeq lists its product as uncharacterized. The record is from RefSeq and is a predicted model, not a curated record. NCBI's taxonomy places the organism in Eukaryota, Metazoa, Arthropoda, Arachnida, Sarcoptiformes, Pyroglyphidae. Gene Ontology annotation, cellular component: endoplasmic reticulum. Gene Ontology annotation, molecular function: protein-folding chaperone binding; misfolded protein binding. Gene Ontology annotation, biological process: ERAD pathway.